Molecule: messenger RNA, 759 nt
Organism: Zasmidium cellare ATCC 36951
Lineage: Eukaryota; Fungi; Ascomycota; Dothideomycetes; Mycosphaerellales; Mycosphaerellaceae
Product: polysaccharide lyase family 7 protein
Exons: 1
Coding region: 1-759 (252 amino acids)
Source: RefSeq, a predicted model, not a curated record
AUGCGAGCAACUACCGCCGCGCGCAUUUUGGCAUUCGCCUCCUUCUCCUAUGAUCCUGUCUGCGGCAGUCUACUUCUUCGUGAUCUAAAUCCCGAAUGUGCUCCCGGCGGUAAUUUCAAUCUGAACCCAUGGCAGCUACAGCUUCCGACUGGACCGCCCAACAAUCCAACUCAGAUUCCUCCGUCCCAGCUCGUGGGUUGCGAUGGAUAUACGGACUCCCACUUCUUCACAGACGCCCAAGGUGAUGGAUCCAUGGUAAUGCAGGCUCCAGGGUCCAACUCAGGAUGCACCAAGUUCGUAGAGAGCGCCCAUUGCCGCACCGAAUUCACCGAGAUCACGGGAGACUGGGACCCAUUCGCCAGCGUCAACCGAAUGAUGGUGCAGAUGAAAGCGAUCCGAGGCAGCAACAUAUGUGUGGGCCAGCUGUUCCAAGCGGGUGGCGCACCCAACAAGCCUUUGGCCGAAAUCUAUUACUACAGCGAUGGCACGUUCCAUGUUGGCAACCCGCAGACUCCUCCAGGAGGCAAUCAAGUGUUGCAGACGCUCCAGGGCGUGAAUGUGCCACAUAACCAGAUCUUCAAGAUGGAGCUGCGAUAUGAAGAAGGCGUUGCCAGUAUUAGCAUCAAUGACGGGGGUUUUAUCAAACUAAAUAAGAAGUUUGACCCGCCGAGAGCGUUUUUCAAGACGGGCAAUUAUAAUCAGGCCGACGAUGACGCCUCUGUCCAUGUAUAUAGCUUGGACGUACAGCAUGAAGCAUGA